AUGCUUCGCCGGUUAGCAUGCGGUGCUACUCCUAUAGGAAGUAACACAGCUGCUGCCUCUGCUGCUGUGUCGGGGGUAAUUUUGGCGUCCUGUACUAUGAGGUUGUAUCGCAUCAUUCCACAUGUGUACAAUGAAAUAGAAGAACUGGCAGAGACACAGGAAGCAGGCCGCUGGCAAAUUUCGCAUCGGAACUGCUUACAACAACCUUUGAAGAAGGCGGAGAUUAUGUGCGACAAGUUAAAUCUUCGUGAAAGGCGACGCACGGGCAAACUACCGGAAAAGUCUGUGACACGUCGCUUGAGUCAAACAUACGCUGUGGAUGGGAAAGAAUACGAAAGCAAGUACAAGACAAAGAUUAUUAACAUCACCGUCGUUGGUUUUGAUGGACAUCCAUACCACUUUCGCACAUACCCGAUGCCGGAUGUCACACUCAACACAUUAAUUGACGGAUCCGGUAUGUGCCACGGAUACGCGCAUUACUGGGGAAAAUGUAACAAUCCCGACUGCGCAGACUGGAAUCAUGGCGAUGGGUGUCUUGUAAAUGUGGAUAUUGAAACUCUCGACCGCCUCCUUCCACCCAACCGGUGGGAGUACACUUCGUUAACUAACUGGCGUUCGAUGGAUCGCGCUGACAUUACAUACAACACCCGCUUCAGCUGUCAGAUCCCCGUCACUGAGGAACUGGAUGGUGGUCUUUUCGCUUUAAAACAGUACUGGUCUCGGGCAUUACGGGAGUCCGUCUCGGACUGGGGGCUCGUAGACGACAUGGCGACGAUUCAUAGCGCCCGUAGUAGGAAAAUUGAACCGUGGGCCCCACCCAUCGAGGAGCCAACGAAAAUAGACUUCCCCAUCACUUUGGAUAUGUUGUGGGCGCAGAGUUACCAGGACAUUCUCAAGGCCAAGUACCCUGAUAGGAGGCGAAAGGAUGGUUACCACACCAAACCUGAGAUGUGGGCGGCGUAUGUGUAA
This is a messenger RNA of Trypanosoma brucei brucei TREU927, 969 nucleotides long. RefSeq lists its product as hypothetical. The record is from RefSeq and is a predicted model, not a curated record. Bases 1 to 969 code for a protein of 322 amino acids. The transcript has a single exon. NCBI's taxonomy places the organism in Eukaryota, Euglenozoa, Kinetoplastea, Trypanosomatida, Trypanosomatidae.